Molecule: messenger RNA, 966 nt
Organism: Hemicordylus capensis (graceful crag lizard)
Lineage: Eukaryota; Metazoa; Chordata; Lepidosauria; Squamata; Cordylidae
Product: C-type lectin-like
Exons: 10
Coding region: 1-924 (307 amino acids)
Molecular function (GO): signaling receptor activity
Source: RefSeq, a predicted model, not a curated record
AUGUUGAGCAUGCUGAAGACCCAGUUGCCUGCUGAUCUCACAAAGGAAAUUUACACAGCUGCAAACUGCGCCAAGCAGCAGCGCACUGCCAGGCACUCUCUGUGGUGGCGGAUUGGCUCCACCACUCACCUGGCUCACCGCGGAGGCUGCAGUCCCCACAGCAACCUCCCCCACCCCCCGACACUGACGGUAAAGAGAAGCGAAGGCUGCCUGCACACUCACCCGCAUUUCUGGGAAGCAAGAGGGCAGACUUUGCCCCUUGACCUCGAGGGUUCCCGAACAGAUCUCUUGCAUGUCACUGGACAUCACCACUUCAUACAUUUCCCAGUCUUCCGUCCACAUCACUGGCUGCAGGUGGAAAGCAAGGAAAUGUGUGACGUGACACAUUCCCAAAAGAAGCCCAUCCUUCUGCACCUCAUCAGGAGCAGAAGAAUGGGGCUGGUCUCUCCCUUCUGUGUCCCCCUUUUUGGCCUCCUGGUCUUCAGUUGCUUCCUGCAAGGCAGAGGAGCAAAGUCUUGUCCGGAGGGAUGGACACACUACGUGUCCUAUUGCUACGCAUUCAUCAACACACCAAUGUCUUGGCGUGAAGCAGAGGCUGACUGUGAAACCUAUGGCCAAAAUGGCCAUCUGGCCUCCAUCCACAAUGAAUUUGAGAUGGCUUCAGUAUACACAUACAUUGUGAACAACUUUAACAAUGUGAAAAAUUUCUGGAUUGGACUGAAGAGCAGAGGCACUGGGCAGAACAGAAGGUGGAAAUGGACAGAUAUGGCCGUUGUCAAAUAUAUGCCUUGGGCAAAGGGGCAUCCUAUCCUGAAAGAGACGAGGGAGGGCUGCGCAGAGGUGACUGUGAAUGAUAUUAAGCAAUGGAAGGAUGUCAGCUGUGGAGAAAAAAAACCUUUCCUGUGCAAAAUUCCACUCUACUGAGGGCAGCCAUUAACAGGCGCAACAACUCUGAGAACAGGGGAG